Messenger RNA from Coffea eugenioides, 2924 nucleotides. Its product is annotated as potassium channel SKOR. Gene Ontology annotation, cellular component: membrane. Bases 322 to 2823 code for a protein of 833 amino acids. Gene Ontology annotation, biological process: potassium ion transport; transmembrane transport. The record is from RefSeq and is a predicted model, not a curated record. NCBI's taxonomy places the organism in Eukaryota, Viridiplantae, Streptophyta, Magnoliopsida, Gentianales, Rubiaceae. The transcript is spliced from 13 exons. Gene Ontology annotation, molecular function: voltage-gated potassium channel activity; protein binding.
UGCGUAUAAAUAGGAGGAAGGCUCUUCUCUUUCUUUCCAAGUCCUGUUACGACUUAAGACCCGCACAAGCAACAUCCCUGUCCCUCACUCUCCCUCCAGCAAUCUCUCCCCCGCCCCUCCAGAUUUGAAUAUCUCUGUUUUUUUUCAGUGACAAAUUCUGCCUCCAAAUCUCCUGUUCCGAAAGUUUUCGAAAAAGAAAUUUCGAGCCAUCUACACGAUCAUAUACAAUCUAUAUAAUGUUGGUUGCAGAAUUUUAAAAAUUUUUUAAAAGAAAGGUUGCAGCAUUAUUGGUUGUAAUUGGAUUGCAGUGCGUGAUUUUGAAUGGGGAGAGGAAAUAGUCAUAGAGAGGAAGGGGAGAGUAGAAAUGGCGAAGGAGAAUACGAGGUGGAAGAUUUGAGGGACAGAAUAAAGUCCUCCCGAGGAAGCCGAUUCGAAUUGAUCGAGCACGAGUUAGGACUCGACUCGACUCACCGGCGGUUUAGCAGACAAAGCGUGAUCAACGGCCUCAAAGACCUGUCCCAAGGGCUCGUCAUUCAUCCUGACAACAGGUGGUAUCGGGCAUGGGAAAAAUUCAUACUCAUUUGGGCUGUUUACUCAUCAUUUUUUACACCUUUCGAGUUCGGGUUCUUCAGGGGAUUGCCGAGAAAGCUCCUCUUCAUGGAUAUUGCAGGUCAGGCAGCUUUCCUUGUGGACAUUAUCCUGCAAUUCCUUGUGGCCUAUAGGGAUAGUCAGACCUAUAGAAUGGUCUAUAAGCGAACUCCAAUUGCGCUUCGAUACAUAAAAUCCCACUUUAUCAUUGACCUUCUUGGUUGCAUGCCUUGGGAUUUCAUUUAUAAGGCUGUUGGCCACAAAGAAGUGGUCAGAUACUUUCUGUGGAUCAGAUUGAGUCGGGUACGCAAGGGCAAUAAGUUUUUUCAGCAUAUGGAGAAAGAUAUUCGGAUCAAUUAUCUCUUCACUAGGAUAGUAAAACUUAUUGCUGUUGAGCUAUAUUGCACGCAUACUGCAGCCUGCAUAUUCUAUUAUCUUGCUACCACUCUGCCUCCUGAGAAAGAAGGCUACACAUGGAUUGGGAGUUUGAAGCUAGGUGAUUACCAGUACUCAAGCUUCAGAGAUAUUGAUCUAUGGAAGAGGUACACAACUUCAAUGUAUUUUGCCAUCGUCACCAUGGCAACUGUGGGUUACGGAGAUAUUCAUGCAGUCAAUGUGAGAGAAAUGAUCUUCAUUAUGAUUUAUGUUUCUUUCGACAUGAUUCUUGGUGCUUAUCUGAUUGGUAACAUGACAGCACUAAUCGUCAAAGGAUCAAAGACAGAAAAAUAUAGGGACAAAAUGACUGAUCUAAUCAAAUAUAUGAACAGAAAUAGACUUGGGAAGGACAUCCGUAAUCAAAUCAGAGGCCAUUUGCGCUUGCAGUAUGAAAGCAGCUAUACAGAUGCUGCUGUACUCCAGGAUAUUCCCAUCUCUAUCCGUGCUAAGAUUUCUCAGAGUUUAUACAAGUCCUAUAUCGAAGAGGUUAUUCUUUUUAAGGGAUGUUCAGCAGAAUUUAUCAAUCAGAUAGUAACUAGAGUUCACGAGGAGUUCUUCCUUCCGGGAGAAGUCAUUAUGGAACAAGGACAUGCAGUAGACCAGCUAUAUUUUGUCUGCCAUGGUGUUUUGGAGGAGGUUGGCACAGCAAAAGAUGGCUCGGAAGAGACACUUUCACUUCUAGAGCCUAACAGUGUAUUUGGAAUUGUUUCUAUUCUUUGUAACAUUCCACAGCCGUAUACUGUUCGGGUUUGUGAGCUAUGUCGACUUCUUCGGAUUGAUAAGCAGUCAUUCUCCAAUAUUCUUGAGGUUUAUUUUCAUGAUGGGAGAACAGUUCUGACUAACUUACUGGAGGAAAAGGAUUCAGCUUUUAGCUUGAAGCAACUGGAGUCAGACAUUACACUCCAUAUUGUAAAGCAAGAGGCUGAACUGGCUCUGAAGGUAAAUAGUGCAGCUUAUUACGGUGAUCUUCAGCAGCUGAAAAAUUUGAUCCGAGCUGGUGCUGAUCCUAACAAGAACGAUUAUGAUGGACGGUCGCCCUUGCAUCUUGCUGCAUCAAGAGGAUAUGAAGAUAUUGCUCAAUUUCUUAUCCAAGAGGGUGUAGACAUAAAUGUCACAGAUAACUUUGGCAACACGCCAUUACUUGAAGCUAUCAAGAGUGGACAUGAACAUGUUGCAUCAUUACUUGUGAAAGAAGGAGCAUCGUUGCAGAUUGAGAAUGCUGGUAACUUUUUGUGUACGGUGGUUGCGAAGGGCGACUCGGAUCUCCUUCGAAGGUUUCUAACUAGAGGCAUUGAUCCAAACUCCAAGGACUAUGAUCAACGAACUCCACUCCAUGUAGCUGCUUCUCAAGGACAAUAUUUUAUGGCAAAGUUGCUUUUGGAUGCAGGGGCUAGUGUUUUCGCAAGGGACAGAUGGGGAAACACUCCACUUGAUGAGGGGAGAAUUUCUGGAAAUAAGAAUAUGAUGGACCUCUUAGAAGAAGCAGAAUCAGCUCAAUCAUCAGAAUUGUCUGAUCUUUCUCAAGAGAGCACAGAUGGAAUUCUGUGGACGACAACGGAUAAAAUGCUACGACGGAAAUGCACUGUGUUUCCUUUUCACCCUUGGGAGCCUAAGGAUGCUCGAAAAUGCGGUGUUGUAUUAUGGGUUCCUGAGAGCAUCGAAGAGCUGAUUAGAGAAGCAUCAAAGCAGCUGAAUUUUUCUUCCUGCACUUGUAUACUAUCAGAGGAUGCAGGUAAAAUUAUCGAUGUGGAUAUGAUCAGUAAUAAUCAAAAGCUGUAUUUGAUGAAUGAAACGGAUUGAGGAUUGAUUCCCAGUGUAAAAUGUAAUGCAAGCGGCUCUGGCCCUGUAUAAUAGUGUAUCAUCGAUUCAAAGAGAAAAAUAAAAUAAAAUGAAUUGGUUUU